Messenger RNA from Symbiodinium pilosum, 366 nucleotides. Lineage: Eukaryota; Dinophyceae; Suessiales; Symbiodiniaceae. The record is from the annotation of a GenBank genome assembly.
GCUGCUGAGAUCAAGCACGGAAGAGUGGCUAUGAUGGCCGCACUUGGGGCCGUCGUUCAGCACUUCGUGAAGUUCCCUGGCUUCGAGGGGGUCCCAGCUGGACUCGGCGCCGUGACGACCGCGCCGGGCACCUAUGGCUUUGUGGCGCUCUUCCUGCUCAGCGGCGCCAUGGAAUUGGGCGUCUGGACUCAGGACCCCAGCAAGGAGGCCGGAGACUUCGGUGAUCCCCUGGGCCUUGGCCAGUACAACGAGGACAUGCGCGCCAAGGAGAUCAACAACGGACGCUUUGCCAUGUUUGCUGCGCUUGGAAUCAUCUCCGCCGACCUGUUGACUGGCAAGGACGCGAUCCAGCAGUUUGGGGCCUAA